Messenger RNA from Giardia duodenalis, 2298 nucleotides. Its product is annotated as DNA repair helicase TFIIH P90. Gene Ontology annotation, cellular component: nucleotide-excision repair factor 3 complex; transcription factor TFIIH holo complex; transcription preinitiation complex. NCBI's taxonomy places the organism in Eukaryota, Fornicata, Diplomonadida, Hexamitidae. Gene Ontology annotation, biological process: transcription initiation at RNA polymerase II promoter; nucleotide-excision repair. The record is from RefSeq and is a predicted model, not a curated record. Bases 1 to 2298 code for a protein of 765 amino acids. The transcript has a single exon. Gene Ontology annotation, molecular function: DNA binding; hydrolase activity; ATP binding.
AUGAGCAGCAAAGAUGCUCCUCUCUCGUUCGAAGACCUAAAGCCCGAUCACCACAAAAGGCCUCUUUCGGUCUUUCCUUAUUCAACGAAUGCUUUAAGUGCCGAUCAUGUUGUACUCUUGGAGACGUUUUCCCCGAUGUAUGAUGAGGCUUACAACUUCCUUGUUAGCCUUGCAGAAGCCGAAACACGGCCGACCUAUGUACACGAGUAUCGAAUCACAGAAGAGUCACUCCACAUAGGUCUCUCUCUGGGAUACACGGCAACGGAGAUAGAGAUCCGGCUCGGCUACUACUCUAAGUAUCGCCGCCUUCCCCCCACGCUUCUCUCUGCGCUGCGACGCUUAGCUAACAAUCAAGGCACCAUUAGCUUUUCCAUUUAUGACAGCAACCGAUUCCUUUUACGUGUUCCCCAGACCCUAGACCUGACCCCUGAUAUCAAGGACCUUCUGGAGGAUGCCUCUGACAAUGUGGCUGACACGCUUUUCGAAGAGCUCCUGCGCAAAAAGCGGAACGAUACUGCAGAGGAGCUGCAGAAACGCGAGCUUAAGACUCACGAGCAAGGUGUGCAAUCUGACCAAUCGUUGUGGUACACACAGUCGUUUAAGAUCGCAAGCAUUCCUAAAUUGAAGCGAUACUUUUUUCCACUCGAAGCACUCACUAGUAUUCGAAAGAAGCUAAAAGAAAUGCGGGACCCACUGAGCGGUACGCGCUCUUUAAUUACCAUAGAGGAAUAUCUUCUUCUUGACGAGGGCAUCGAUGCCGUUCGCAAUGAGCAAGUUCAGCGGUUACAGUCUCUUAUGGCCGCGGAGAUCAAUACAGAGGCAGAAAUGUGCGAACUUAAGAAGAUCAAAGAGGAGUUUGCAAAGGCAUACCAAGUAAAAGCACCUCAAAUCAAUGCACAGCUAAAACCCACUACCGACCUACGGGAUUACCAAGACCAUGCUUCAAAGAAAGUCAUAUCUGAGGUGCAGCUAGACACGUCGCAGAUCGUUAAGCGCUGUAAUUCUGGGUUAGUCGUUCUGCCAUGUGGCGCAGGAAAGUCUCUCUUGGGUGUUGCUUGUGCGUGUCGUCUUGGGCACUCCUGCAUAGUAGUCACUAACGGAAAUCUGUCGUCUAAACAGUGGAAGAGUCAGUUUCUGCAAUUCUCCACAGUCGAGAGCGAUCGUGUCUAUAUUUUUUCGGCAAACAAAGACGAGGAGACUGAGUUUAUCCCAGGGUACCAUAUCGUAUUCAUAAGCACCUACCAGAUGCUCACUAAUGCAAAGAGCGCUAAGAGUAAAGAAACGCUCAACAAGGUGCAUUCACUUAUGUGGGGGAUUGUUUUGUUUGAUGAGGCGCAUCAGGUGAUGGCAGAGACCUACAGGACCUUGUUUGUUACAGACAAUGUUAACACCAAGGCAAAUCUUUUCCUGCGGUCAUACUGCAAAAUAGGGCUCACUGCGACGCCUCUUCGAGAAGAUGACGAGAUGACAAAUCUGUAUCUCCUCGGGAAUAAGCUCUACGAAUCCAACUGGUCUGAUCUUGCAAAGCGCGGCUUUAUCGCAAAAUUGCAGUGCGCUGAAAUACGUUGUCCAAUGCACCAUAUCUUUUACGAUGACUGGCUAGACCAAAACACAGCUCAGGCGACCAAUCAAGACAGAACUACUGUGUGCGUCAACGACGUGAUGAUCACACGCAAGACGUACAUGAAGUACUUGACGAUCCUCAAUCCGUACAAGGUCCAAACUGCGUGGUACCUGAAGGAGUACCACACCCGGCGGGGAGAUCAAGUGCUUCUCUUCUGCGAUACUAUUAUGGCGGCAAAGAUGUACGCACGUAUGUUCGAUGUCCCGUUUAUCAUGGGCGCUUGCAGUGACGAUGAGAGGGAGUGCCUUGUAAAUGCGUUUGCCACCAGAACGAUCAGCUGUCUCAUGCUAUCAUCCGUUGGAGAUACAUCCCUCGACUUACCUGACGCCAAUGUAAUUAUCGAGUUGGAUUGGCAGGAAAGAAGCAGACGUCAAGAAGCCCAGCGAAUGGGAAGGAUAUCACGGCCGAAAUCAGGUGACCAGAACGCGUACUUUUACAUUUUGGUUUCUGAGGACACAAAUGAGCAACACACCGCGGCUGAGCGUCGCACAUACCUUAGCUACAACCAGGGCUAUCCCUAUAGUAUCAUGAACUGCAAGGAAAUAUGGGAAACGUGCAAUCUAUCAGAGCUAUUCAACGACUGUGAGUUCACCCGCUUUGACACAUGGAAGAAAGUAAGAAUAUUUUAUGAUGACGUGCGGCAGGCUGCGAUAGAGCAGAAGUUAUCUGAAUAA